UUCGGGGUCGAUUUUGUUUGAUUUUCGCAUCCGUUUGUGAUGGCGGAGUGAGUCUCUGCUUGAUUUCGCAUUUUUAUUUGCCGCGCUUUCCCCGUACAAAUCGGAGUAUCCCCCUUGUGUCUCUCAGCGAGCGUGUUUCAGUCCUGUUGUUAGUCGGGCUUGGAGCAGUUUAUCGCCACACAUCUCUCGUGCUGGUGAGGGAGCAUCGGCCGCGUUUAUGCCGUUUCUUCGGGGGCUUCUCCACUCUCCCCGCUCGGGGAGUGGGUUUCUCUUGGAUUUCCACUUGUGAGGGCAAGAAGUCUAUUGCCCCAGGUUCUCCCGGGUGCGGAGAAGGAUUUCAGGGUCUAGCUGCAGGCUGCUUUUCUGCUCUAAUUUCCGGCUUCUGCCGGCUUUGGUUUUCUUGUGGGUCUCACUUUAUUACUCAUUUUCGAGAUGUGCUUGCCCUUGCAGGCUUCUUUCUCGAGGUCUACUUGCAAGGUUUUGCUCCGUUGUAUUCGACAUGGGGCGCCAUUCUGACCUUGGUUAUUUUCAUUUCAACCUUGCUCGGCUUUGUGGCACUGGCGGUUUGA
This is a messenger RNA of Amoebophrya sp. A120, 569 nucleotides long. The record is from the annotation of a GenBank genome assembly. NCBI's taxonomy places the organism in Eukaryota, Dinophyceae, Syndiniales, Amoebophryaceae.